Clonostachys byssicola is the source of this 1263-nucleotide messenger RNA. NCBI's taxonomy places the organism in Eukaryota, Fungi, Ascomycota, Sordariomycetes, Hypocreales, Bionectriaceae. The record is from the annotation of a GenBank genome assembly.
AUGGAAAAUACACCACCUUGGGUGCAAAUCGCACAAGGCAUAUACAUCGGCACCAUUCUGACGCUUGACUUGCCUAGAUCGAUAGAAGCUUUUCAAGGAAUACCAUAUGCCAAACCUCCUAUCGGAAACCUACGUUUUCGACCUCCGGAAAAGGUCGAGGUGUCCUCGAAUACAUAUGAUGCCACUCGCCUUGGUCCUGCUGCGCCUGGGAAGCAACUUCUACCGGGCAGUGCCAUGACAUACAGCGAGGAUUGCCUGACGGUAAAUAUAUACCGGGUCGCCAGAGUCGAUGUCGAGAACGCGACUGGCCUGCUUCCAGUGGUGGUUUAUUUUCAUGCCGGGGCUUUUAAUCGCGGAACCUCUUCUUCGCACAACACUGCAUCGAUGCUAGCUUGGUCAUCACAACCAUUUGUUGCUGUCUCAUUCAACUACAGACUCGGCGCGUUGGGCUUUCUACCUUCAACAGCUACGGCCAACCAAGGGCUACUGAAUCUCGGCCUGAAAGACCAGAUCGCCCUGCUCGACUGGGUGCAAGAGAAUAUUGCUUCUUUCGGUGGUAACCCACUUGAAGUGACUUUGAUGGGACUCUCAGCAGGAGCCCAUUCGCAACAAUUUGCCGAGUUUCUCUGCGAAGUUGGCAGUCCAGAAAAUGCCAGUGACGACGAAAUCUUUGACUUUCUCAGGUCGGUACCACUGGAGGUCAUCACACAAGCACAAGAGACCAUCUUUGAUCGUUACAACACAAGCCUCCGGUGGGCAUUCCAGCCUGUUAUCGAUGGUGAAAUCAUACGACGACCACCUCUCGAUACUUGGCGCUUAGGGCUUUGGCACAAGAUGCCGAUAUUGACCGGCUUCUGCCGCAACGAAGGGUCGUUGUACGUGAAUAAGUCUAUGCAAACCUCUUCACAAUUUAACGAUUUCUUUGGGAACCUUCUUCCCAAAUUAUCCAAAGCGGACAACAAUCAGCUGAAGGAGCUGUACCCGGACCCUACCAUGCAGCCUCGCUGUCAAUAUGUCGAAACCAGAAGUGGAGUUGGCGCCCAGUACAAGCGAGUGGAAGCCGCAUAUGCUCAUUAUGCCUAUGUAGCUCCAGUGCGACAAACAGCAAAUUUUGCUUCGGCUGCAAUGACUCAGCCCGUCUAUCUCUAUCAAUGGGCGGCAGUAAGCUCGGAGCUAAAUGGCGCUCGACACGGCGACAAUAAAAGGGUGUCCCAAUCAAAUUCCAAAUUCUAUACCGGACAGACCUCGCUGGGCCCCGUAUAA